Messenger RNA from Bradysia coprophila, 969 nucleotides. RefSeq lists its product as uncharacterized. Lineage: Eukaryota; Metazoa; Arthropoda; Insecta; Diptera; Sciaridae. The record is from RefSeq and is a predicted model, not a curated record.
GAGACGGCAAACGUACGAUAUAUUUCCUUGUUAUCAGUUCAGCUUCAUUCGAAUUUCGAUGUCGUUAGAAGUUGGUUCACUUAAACUGUCAUAAUUUGCUGUGUGAAGUAAUAAAGAGGUUCAGACGCUACCAAAUCAUCAAAGGGCCAUUCAGAUUCUGAAGAAGGAUGAGAGACGUUGAAGCUGAAAUUGACGGCAAGGUCAACUCGAUGGUGAAACAUAACAUCCUCUUUAAAUUCCUAAACGAUGAAACCCUAACUGCCACCGAACGACUGUCUCGAGUGGCUCCAUGUUUCACCUUCUUUGUCCUUGGCUUCCAUGACUUGCAAAACUUAGUUCUAAAGUAUCCAGCUGCCGAAGCAGAAAUGGAUCGUGUAAAGAAAGCCAUCAAUGCACAUUGCACCGAAGAUGCAACUCAUUGGCCAUGGUUUUUGGCCGAUUUGAAAACACUCGGACUGGAUAGAGAAGCAACGUUCACGUCAUCUGUCAAAUAUUUAUGGAGCAAAGCGACACAGAUGCAACGGUGGUCAUGCUACCAAUUUGCGAUUCUAGCUGGUCGAGCUAGUGACCCCAUCUUAAGGUAUGUCUUUUUGCUCAGUUUAGAGGUCAAUGGUCGGGCAUUGUUUAGCAAAUUUCUUGAAUUGGCUGAAAAAAGCGAAGACGAAACCGGAAAGGAGUUACUGUACUUCGGUCGUACGCACUUUGCCAGGGAAUCGGGCAGUUUGCACGGUGAAGAAGCGAUCGAAAAUGAGUUACUAGAAAUGAAAUUGCAUCCGGAAACAAGAGCACAGGCACUUGAAAUUGCAAUGAAAGCGUUGGAAGUUCAAGAUGCCGAAUGGAACGAAUUGGCCCGAGCUGCCUAUGCAAAUAUAAAAUUGUAGCAGAUCACAGCGGUCUUCCUAUAUUGUACUGUAUAAGUGUACAAAUUAUUGAAAAAUAUUGUUGAAUAAAGUUACUCACCGCAGAUGA